GAGGAAAAGGAGGAGGAAGACGGAGGAGGAGAAGAGGUACAGGCACGUUAACCCAGAUGAAGCGCAGGGAGGAAUCUUUGCUCUGAGCUUUUAACCCGAUGCUCAGCCUGGACCUCUGCCUGUUUGUCUGGAGUGAACUCAUCCUUUGGACCUGCUGUUUGUAUCUUUGGUAGAAGCUGUGGAUGCUGGCUGCGAGGCAACAUGAUUGACUACGAGCGUCCCUCUCCAUUAGGCUUCGGGCCGGCUGGGAGGAGUGUGUUGGUUCCUGAACUCCCGGCACACAUACAUACACACACACUGACGGCCAUGCCUCAAAGAUACUCCCACCAGAGGAGGAAAGCCAGCACAGCGGCUGCGAGGAGGAUGGAGAGGAGACGCAGGGAACAGGGGAAAAGCAACAACAACAACCCAACUAGCAGCCACAACCACCGCUCCAAGAAGCUGGCCAUGCUCUCCAGGUCCCUGAUCCUGUGUCACUCCAAGACGAAUGAUGACGGCGUGGAAGAGAUGAAUGCUAGGGACAUGGCAAAUGGGUGCAGGACGCAGGGUUCAAGCUGGAGGACAGAUGUGACAGCUGGGGCUCAAACAGGGUACAGAGAUACAGAGAAUGGACACUGUAGGACGACCCAGCUAUCAGACCUGGAAAAAAGAGGAGAAAGCAAAGCCGAACAUCACUUCCAUCAUACCAACACACUCAGGGAGAAUAAACGAAGCAUGAGGAGAUCCUUCAGCAUCAAGGAGAGCAGUAUUUGGAGGAUGUGUGUAGCCACAGGGCCUGCUGAGGACGUAUGUGGACCACAAAUGGCAGAUAACAGUGGGACACAGAACAAAGACACUAAUGUGGAGCUAGGGAGGACUGGAGGGAACCUACACAGAGGCUGCAGCUUGCCGAGCCCAGACAAGCUGGCACCCUUUAACGGACACUUUCUAAGUGGCAGUGCUUGGAUGGAAGGGGAGCCAGUGAGGAGUGUUCACAUUAAACCCUACAGUGAGGACAUUUCCACACAUGAAGACCAUGUCCAUUCACUGACUAAGAGCCCACAGUACCCGGCUCUCAUUUCCCCAUCAGACCCAAAAUCAUUGCCUGGGUACACAGAUGAAGAACUUGUAGCCAAUAACAACCCCCUCAAGUUACCCAUCCCAGAGGUUAAUGAGGAGAAAUGCUGGGGAACAGAGAAGACUGAGCAGAGCCCACCAGGACAGACAGCCAGCAACAUGACUCGGCCAAAUUCAACUAGUGUUCAGCCAUACUGGAUCGGGGAUUUGGACAGCAUCAUCAUGAAGACCCCGGAGCUGUACAGCUGUCAUCCUCAUGGGAGUAGUGGAAUAUAUGGAAACAGGAAGUCUUUGUCCCAGCAGCUGGAGUUUCCUCACACCACCACACAGCCUGUGCACCGUCCCUCCCGCUCUCUCAGCUCUGCCCAGCUGGUACACUCCUGCAGCAACGUGCAACAAGCCUUCAUUAUUUGUAAUAUAGUGCUGAUGAAGGGCCACGGCAAGGGUCUGGGAUUCAGUAUUGUGGGCGGGAGGGACAGCAUGUAUGGACCAAUGGGAAUCUAUGUGAAAACCAUUUUCCGUGGAGGAGCAGCCGCUGCUGAUGGAAGGCUGCAGGAGGGUGAUGAGAUCCUGGAACUGAACGGAGAGUCUCUUCCUGGUUUGACUCAUGAUGAAGCCCUGCACAAGUUCAAACUAAUUAAAAAGGGUAUGCUGUCUCUCGUGGUGAGGACCAGCCUACGUGUCGGGGCCCUGUGUGGUCAAGCGCAGGUGGCUCAGCUGUGCAGGUCGCGCUCCCUGAGCUCCACCACUGGCAUGGCCAGGGUCAGUGCUGACAUGGGAGACUUCAACUACCUCAACAACACCUGCAGCAACACACUGAGUGUCCCCGGUCACCCUUCUAAACCCAGGGACCGCAUCAUGAUGGAGAUCAUCCUGCACAAAGAGGCUGGUGUUGGUCUGGGUAUUGGACUGUGCUGUGUUCCAUCUGGUGAUGGAUGUCCAGGGAUCUACAUCCACACCCUCUCUCCUGGAUCUGUAGCACACAUGGAUGGUCGACUCCGGUGCGGAGAUGAGAUCAUGGAGAUCAACGACACUGUGGUUUACAACAUGGCGCUGAAUGACGUCUACACAGUCCUGAGCCAAUGCACACCAGGUCCAGUCCACAUCAUCAUCAGUCGCCACCCUGACCCCAAAGUAUCAGAGCAGCAACUGAAUGAUGCCAUCACUCUAGCAGUGGAAAGCAGCAAACUGAGGAAGGAUAAGAGCCAGUGGAGUAUUGAUGGGCUGCGCAGACUGGAGUCUUGCUCUCACAGUCGGCAGAGGUGUGAGCAUUGUCUAGAGAGGAGUUUCAGUCAGGUGACGGUUCGACGAGCACAGAAGACCAUGACCCGCUCCUGUAGCGAUAACACCAACAGCCACCACUACAACCGCUGCCUCAACAUGCACAACCUUCACAACACACACCAUCAGCCAUCAUCACGUGUCCACAGCCUGGACACACCGAAGUCUGUGACAGACACGUGGUUGGACAACAACAGACUGUCUGUGCCCAUGUAUCCUGACGAGGACUAUAAUAUUCCAUACAACUCUCCUCCUGCCAAUAACUCCAGUCAGCAGGCCCUGGAUCUGGCCUUCAGGGGCAGCAAGUCUAACUGCAGGAUGCGUGCUAUUCCACGUCGGUACUGUUGGCCUCAGGAUGUGACCAGUGAGGAGGGCUACAAUGGAGACUCCAGUGGUUCUAGUCGAGGAUCUCCAGUUAGAGACGAAGGACUGGAAUAUUCAUCACACACCAGCUGCCAGGAAGGAGAGCGAAUAAGAGAACAGUUAGAGGGGAGCAAAGACGACUUCACUCAUUCAGACACUGCUGCCUGCACCGACGACAGUCAACACAUAGCAGAGGAUUCAUCAGCAGUGCUCUGCUCACAGCCAAAAAGAGGAGCUCUGAGGAGGCAGGCUCGUAUUGAACAACGCUCCCAAGAGCAGCUUCAGGAUCCUUGGAUUCGCCUUUCAGACACAUCCCCUGAAAAACUGGCCGAGACCCACCGCCAACACGCUGCUGACAGCACAAGGGCCGUCAACCUCAAGUCUUCCACCAUGAGCGAUGAAGAGAGCCCCGCUAAGCUCAAUGGUACAAUCACAGAUGUGACUUCAGAUCCUCAGUCCAAUAUGACCCCUGAAAACACGUGUGAAACUCCAGAAUCGAAGAGGGGGCCCCCGGUGGCACCCAAGCCCACCUGGUUUCGCCAGAGUCUGAGGAAAAUUCGAGAUGAGAAGGACCAGAAGAAGCAGGUUAAACCCACAGAGCAGAUGCCUGCUGUGGGUUUCGGCAGAAGCUUUGCAAUCAGAUCUGCCUCAUCUGCAGCCAACCUGUCAAUCAAACAAAAGAUCCACUCAUUUGAGACUUUUUCCAGUCCAGAGAGUCCAGAAAAGGGGGGGCAUAGGAGGCCUGUGUCCCCUUCCAGCUCCCUUCCUCUGAUGGAGAAGGAGGCCCGGAGGGACCAUGCCUCACUUGAAGACUUUGGGAACAGCAAACAUGGAAUCACCAAAGAGAUCCAGUCAAACCAAACUACAUGUGUUCAGGAGACAGAACACACUGUCUCCACGUCACCCUCUGCUGUCACCUCCUCCUCUUCUCAAGCUGUUCUUCAAACAACAGAAAAGUCCUGGGAAGAUGAAUCUCCCUUUGUCCAGACAGAGACAGAUCUCCCACUCAUUGACUCCAUCAGCACUGAUCUGGACCUGGGGAUGAAUGAUUCACAUUCCCCACCAGCUCAUGAUGACAGCAAUGUCUCACCAUCCAAACAGUUGUCUGAGCUAGAGAGAGUGGAUCUCAGCGAGGUCCUACCCCCGGUGACACCCAGCAGAUCCAAUCAAGAAGAUGGGGAAAGUCCUCCAGAGGGUACGGAGGGGGGUGCAGCACUGAGCCAAGAAAAGCUGCUGAGCACAAGUCUGAGUGCUGGUCUCCCUACAGACAGUACCUCCUUGAGAGGCCUGGAGGCAGAGAAUUUAGGGAAAAUUCUCGCCUUCAGUAACCAGGUUUCACAAGCAUUGAUGCGUUCUCUUCCAAUGUACACCGGCUCUAGUGACCCUCGCUCCCCAAACCUGAAGGACCCCUCAUCAGUGGAUACUACAAACCCUGGGUGUGAUAUUGCUUCUGCAGUGGACAGCAGCGACAGAGGCUUCUCUGUCAGCUUGGCCACACUGAGAGAGUGCACCAUUGAGCGAGAGGAGGGGGGAUCUCAUGUCGAAGCAGGAGUCACUUCUGCUUCUGCUCAUACCGUCAUCUCAGCCAUCUCUUCCCAGGAAAUACAGAGGAUGAUCCAGGAAGUCACAAUUCUGGAUCAAGAGACGCUGAAGCAACUGGUGGACAUCCAUGUUGUGAUUCUGCAUAAAGAGGAGGGAGCAGGUCUGGGAUUCAGCAUCGCUGGCGGCUGUGACCUGGAGACCAAAGCUCUGACAGUGCACAAAGUGUUUCCCAGCGGCCUGGCGGCUCAGGAGGGCACCAUUCAGAAAGGAGAUGAGGUGUUGUCCAUAAACGGACAAACACUGCAGGGCGUCACACAUGCCGAUGCCACCGCUGCUAUGCGUCAGGCCCGGAAUCUAAAGCUGGCUGUUGUGGUCAUUUGCAAGAGAGCAGAGGAGGGAGGCAGAGAGGGGGGAGGCUGCAAGAGCGAAGAGCCUAACGCUUCAGUGGAGGAGCAGGCAGCUCCGGUGAGGGUGGAGCUGGACAAAGGAGCUGGAGGAGUUGGUUUUACUCUGGAGGGAGGAAAAGGCUCGAUCCAUGGAGACAGGCCUUUAGUCAUCAACAGGAUCUUUACAGGUGGAGCUGCGGAGCAGAGCAGUCUGCAGUGUGGAGAUGAAAUGCUGCAGGUGCAGGGAGGCAGUCUGCAGGACAUGACAAGGUUUGAGGCCUGGAACAUGAUCAAGGCUUUACCCGAGGGACCAAUCACAUUGGUCAUCAGGAGGCGAGAGCAACAGGGAGCGACAGAAUGAGACACACUGUGGCUGCUGGGAGCUGCUCGAAAAGGAAAAAGAAAACAUCGGAACUUGGGACACACCAAUGUUGGCCUUCUAACAAACUCCUAGAAAUCAGGUAUAAAUGUGGUCCACCUUUUAUUUUUGUGUUAAGAGUUUUACUUUUUACCUUCAGUAGACAAUCACUUGAUGAUAGCUCAGAGCCUGGCCAGUGUCAUGCUCGCAAGUAAAUAAAGGAGGUGCACAACAUAAUGACUUACUGCAUGAAAUCCGAACAGCUCAUUUAGAUCAGACCGCCACUGUUAAUAUUAGGUCUCACUGUGCUAGGCUACACUGUGGUGAAUGUGUAGCUUCUUGCUUGAUGGCACUCUAUGUUGGCCAGUAUAGUAUUUCUGAAACAACAUCCAAUGUUGCAUCACAACUGUACAAAAACUGCACUGUCAGGACUAAGUUAAUAGAUGUGAUGAUAACACACAAUAUCAAUAUGAAGGAAUCCCUUUACAGAUCCAAACACAGCUGGUAGCCUGUAGUCCACUCUUGGGAUGCUCGUAAGUGACAACACCCAAGUGAACACAACAAACGUCAGCUUCAGUUCCUACUGCUGCAGCAACGUGACACUGUGUAAUUGAAAGAUUAGAUUUCCCCUUCAACAGUUGUCCUAUCAUUACACAUAAACAUGAUUGAGGCUAUUGAUGUUAUGUCCUGCAUCGUGUAAACAAGUUAAAUCAUUCCAGAGCACAACACUUUGUAUUAUUGAUUCAAAAGUCAUGAUUUAUCUUUACGCCUAAAAUGAAGCAGAGUAAAAGGCUGUUUAUUUACUCAUGUUCACAAGAUGGUGACAACUUUUUUCUUAAAAUACAGUAUGAUACAUUAGAUCAGCCAAAAGUAUGACAAGGAGGUGACGGUAUCUGAUCGGUCCAUCACAGUAUAAAUUAACAAGCUACCAAUCAGGCCUCACCAGCCGCCUCUGUCAUCUGCUUCAUAGUUCUGUCUGAUUAGGAGAUAACUACAGGAGACAGUCUGUGCUGCUGUUGUACUGAUGAAAAUGGACAUGCCAUUCAUUAGGUUUCAUCCUUAUUGUUGUCUUUAAUUAAAGAAAGAACAAAUAUGUCGUCACAUAUAUUAAGAGAAUCGUACAGAGUAAAUGUCUCUUUUUUUCCUGCAGCGGUACUGUAUGUAGGGGAGAGCGGGGUAAUGUGAGUAAAAUGUACACAUUUCCCAUUAAUUCAGGAUGUUUUCUAGCAAUGGAAAUGAUCAGAAUGUCUUCAGGACAAAGGCAGUGAAAAUAUGAUUGUUUUUUAAAAAGUGGUCUUGUGUCCCACUUUACCCCAGCUUAGGGGUAAAGUGAGACAGACCAGAGAAAUCAAGGGGGUAAAGUGAUCCACUUACUUUUUCCACUUUAAAACUACCAUAACAACACAUGUUGUAAUAGUUAAAAUCCUGACAGCUAGAUUGACAACCACACAUUCCAAAACUAAUAUCGGACUAGUAACAGAAUCAUGGGGAUUGGUCAAUUAAGCACAUUUAUGAUUAUUAUGAUUCAUGUGAUCUCUUGCGCACCCUAGCUUACCUGCACAUUGUUUCUCUGUCCAAUUGGCAGGGACAGGAAUAUUGUUUUUCUCUGCGUAUGCCAGUUCACGGCACUUAACUGGAGCAAGGCCAUGGAACUGGUCAGCUAGUUGUUUCAAGUGUUUGGCAAGCUCCUCCUCCAUCUCAUCUGUGAAUAUUCUCUUUACCUCAGCUACUGAACCCCAGGCUACUGAUUUUACUUUCCCCUUUCUCUUUUUUCUUUAGGAAUCUUUUUAAGGAUUGUCUUGUCAAUAUUUCUAUCCCUUCCAGCUUUUCUUAAAGACUUCUUUCCUUGCAUGACCUCAGCGGCUGCACUUUCCAUCUCUGCGAGGGGUGUUUGGCCCCAGGUUGUCUUCCUGGUGUAUAGUUUCUUGGCAUUAUGGCUUUUCUACAAUGUUUAUGACAUUAAAAAAUAAAACAUAUGUAAUGUAAUAUUACACAAAAUUAUGUUUAAGACUAAACUUAACUUGUGCUUCAUGUCUCACUUUACCCCACAGCAUUUGUCCCACUUUACCCCACAGCCGACAUUUUAGAAAAAACAUCUCUUAGCAAUUCAGGCUAAUCUUCAGCUAGCAUCAAUCACAUGUUUUUUUAUGUUGGAAGUUCAUCAACAUGUAUACGUUUUUCUACCUGAAUCAAUUUGUUGUGACACAACAGUUGAUUAAGUUCAAAGCAAGAAAAUUUACUUUUACAUGCAAAAAAACAUUUUUUUGUGAAAAAACAUACUUUCCACAGCACCUGCACCAACUUCUCCUUCAAGGCAAGGGGGGAAUGUGAGGGGCUUGAAAACAUAAUGGUCAAAUGACCACAAAUGUGUUCCAUUGCUUAGAUACAGGGGGUGUCUCACAUUACCCAAUGUCUCACAUUACCCCGCUCUCCCCUAUGAUGAAGCUCUGUGGAGCUGUUUUUUGAUUCAGUACCUCAGUUUGACAGCCAUUUACAAAAUGAUGAGUCAGACCAAACUCAGCUGGAAAGUUUCAGUUGUGUGUAUGUGUUCAGUCCUCAGUGCUCAUUGAAGCACAGGGAAAAAUGAUUUGAAUUGACUCAAUCUUUGUUCAUUGAAUGUAUUUAUGAUCCACAAUAAAGAAAAAGUGCACAAUAUUCACACUGAUGCUGUGAGCAAGUGGUCAAUGGGUUGAGAGUGCAGAGCAAGGACUUUGACAAAUGUCAAUUUUUUGUUUCUUUACUCAGAGGAAAGUAUUCAUGGCAAUGGUAAAAACUAUUUUUCUGUAAAAUGUUAGUGUUGUGCAUGCAACAUUUCUCCAUGCUUAAGAUUACCCCAUUGUUCAGUCAGGAUUGAUACACAAACAUGAGGCCUUAAUGUGUACGUAUGCAAGCCAUAAGAAAAAAAAUAUCGCAAUUUACAAAGGGGAUAUUUAUAGAUGAGUCAUAUCUGCGAUAACAAAUUAAAAAUAACUUGUAUUCACUUCACAACGUUUCCUUUUCUGUUUGUAUAUUAAAUGGUUUCCCAAG
Messenger RNA from Pleuronectes platessa (European plaice), 8013 nucleotides. It is a transcript of the gene il16, whose product is annotated as interleukin 16. Bases 202 to 4989 code for a protein of 1595 amino acids. NCBI's taxonomy places the organism in Eukaryota, Metazoa, Chordata, Actinopteri, Pleuronectiformes, Pleuronectidae. The record is from RefSeq and is a predicted model, not a curated record. Gene Ontology annotation, molecular function: cytokine activity; CD4 receptor binding. Gene Ontology annotation, biological process: leukocyte chemotaxis; induction of positive chemotaxis. The transcript has 26 exons.